AUGGCGUCGUCACUCCCACACUUAGACGAUGAUUCCGUCUCCCCUUCCCCUCGCUCCGAUCACUUCCAAGACGUUCCUCCGCGUGUCCGCUUCAUGUGUAGUUUCGGCGGCAAGAUCCUCCCCCGUCCCUCCGACAAUCAACUCCGUUAUGUCGGCGGCGACACCCGUAUCGUCGCCGUCAAUCGCUCUAUUCCAUUCUCCGCCCUGGUCCACAAACUCUCCAAACUCUGUGGCAUGAGCAACAUAACGGCAAAGUACCAACUUCCAAACGAAGACCUAGACGCGUUGAUCACCGUUACAACAGACGAAGACGUGGAGAACAUGAUAGACGAGUACGACCGCGUCUCACAGAAUGAAAACCCACGAGCGGCACGGCUUCGUGUCUUCCUCUUCCCUGAAGGCGAGGAUUCUCGAGCCAACAGCAUAAGCUCGCUCUUAAACGGCUCAACCAAAAGAGAAAACUGGUUCAUGGACGCUUUAAACGGUGGCGUUUCAGGACUCGAACGAGGUCGCUCAGAAGCUUCUUCUAUGCUUUCUGAAGUACCCGAUUAUUUAUUCGGGUUGGAUAAUAACUCCGAAGAAACAAACCAAAACCUUCGCGAAUCACGACCUAAGGAACGUCACCUUCUUCAACAACAUGACAACGUUUCGAAUUCGGAUCCGGGUUCUCCUGCUCCGGUUGUUUCUUCACCGUUUUGCUCAACUUCAUCAGUGUUGAGUGUUCCUUCUAUCCCGAAUCUUCCACCGGUUAAAACCAAACUCGAAAACCCGGUUUCUGAUUUCAAAGAAAAUCAAAACGAAACUGUUUUUCAACCGCAAUUGAAACCGAAUGUUUACCAGAUUAACCCUGCAGUACACUACCCUCAACCACAAGCACAAGUUUCACAUGCACAAGAGGCUGCAUAUUCGGGUCAUCAUGCACAACCGGUUCCGGUUUACUAUAUUUCUGGUUCGGUUCAACCCGGAAAUAUGCCGAUCCAACAGGUUCAUUAUCCAUUCGUUCAACAACCUUAUCAUGCAGCUAUGCAACCUCAGGUUCCAAUUGGGUAUCAUCAUAUGGUUCCGGGUUCGGGUCAAGUGUAUGGUGCAGGGAUGAGGCAUGUGGCCCCAGUGCAGCCCUACAGUCCCACUGCUGCGGUCGCUCGUGACGGUUUGAAACAACAAGUGUAUCAAGCUGUGCCGAACCCCGGUCCAGUACCGGUUUACCAUGCGAUGGCAGUGACUGGUGGGGAUGAACCGCAAAGAGGUGGAACGGAGUUUGGAAUGGGUCGGGGCAUCAACCCGCCGAAUAAUUGA
Messenger RNA from Lathyrus sativus (Indian pea), 1296 nucleotides. The record is from the annotation of a GenBank genome assembly. Lineage: Eukaryota; Viridiplantae; Streptophyta; Magnoliopsida; Fabales; Fabaceae.